Messenger RNA from Symbiodinium pilosum, 660 nucleotides. NCBI's taxonomy places the organism in Eukaryota, Dinophyceae, Suessiales, Symbiodiniaceae. The record is from the annotation of a GenBank genome assembly.
AUGGCCUACAAGGUGUGUGCAGGCUAUCACGUUGAUAUGUUGGCAACGAACCUUGCCUUCUUGGCAUGGUUUAUCGGCUUGUUCUACACCUGCUGGGCUUUCGCAACACAUUCGGAAGCUCCUGACAGUCUGACGCACGCAUUGAUAUUGGCAGCGUCUGCCUUUUGCAACUUCUUUGCCGUGGCAACCACCCGCCUCAAUGACUCAGGCUUUACGAGUGGCUUGUCCCCGUUGUUGCCACCCUUCUUCAUCUGCAACUGGCUGGUGCUCUACUUUGGUGCAGCACCCACUAUGCUCGUGGCAGGAAGCUUGUCGGGGCAGAUCAUUGCUUCACAGCUGGUGUUGCCGGCGACGGCGGUGGUUUGUGGCUUCCUGGCCCUGACUGCCAUCUUCUUCCGCGAUGCUGGGCUAUGGAUCCCUCAUGUGGGGUACUUGGGUGGAGCUGGAUCUUCAGAGGGUUUCGACAGCUCCUACAAGCGGGCGGCCAUGCUUCCGACUGCCUUCGCAGCAUCUUUCACGCUUUCAGCGCUGAUCACGCCUUUGCUAGCUGCUGCGGGCUUGACCUUUGUGCAGCAAGCCAGCCGGCUUGCUGCGAGCUUUCUGUGCAUCAGUUUCGUAAGUUGUGCCAGUCUUUGGAGGCUCCUUGGACUGGAAGUAUGA